Galeopterus variegatus (Sunda flying lemur) is the source of this 1469-nucleotide messenger RNA. RefSeq names its product isocitrate dehydrogenase 3 (NAD+) gamma (gene IDH3G). Gene Ontology annotation, cellular component: mitochondrion. Lineage: Eukaryota; Metazoa; Chordata; Mammalia; Dermoptera; Cynocephalidae. The coding region runs from base 182 to 1363 and encodes 393 amino acids. The record is from RefSeq and is a predicted model, not a curated record. Gene Ontology annotation, molecular function: NAD binding; magnesium ion binding; oxidoreductase activity, acting on the CH-OH group of donors, NAD or NADP as acceptor. The transcript is spliced from 13 exons. Gene Ontology annotation, biological process: tricarboxylic acid cycle; isocitrate metabolic process.
CCAGUUCGUCGCACCUCCCCCAAGAUGGCGGCGGCGCUCGAGGCGCCGGAAGACGGCCUGGGAACCCGUGCGGCCGCGCGCGUGCGCACUGCCGGGCUCACGCCUGCCCCCGGGACUUCGCCGAACUCUCGCGAUACCGAUAUCUGCGUGUGGGGACGUACGGCGGCUCUUACUUUCCGUCAUGGCGCUGAAGGUGGUGAGGGCCGCCGGCGGCGCUACGAAGGCAGUGCUCAGGCCAGCCGUCUUCUGCCGCCCUUGGGAGGUUUUAGGUGCCCACGAGGCCCCCCGGAGGAGCAUCUCCUCACAACAAACAAUUCCUCCGUCAGCUAAGUAUGGUGGGCGGCACACUGUGACUAUGAUCCCAGGGGACGGCAUUGGGCCGGAGCUGAUGUUGCAUGUCAAGUCUGUGUUCAGACACGCGUGUGUGCCGGUGGACUUUGAAGAGGUGCACGUGACCUCCAAUGGUGACGAAGAGGACAUCCGUAAUGCCAUCAUGGCCAUCCGUCGGAACCGUGUGGCCCUGAAGGGCAACAUUGAAACAAAUCAUAACCUGCCACCGUCCCACAAAUCCCGAAACAACAUCCUUCGCACCAGCUUGGACCUCUACGCCAAUGUCAUCCACUGUAAGAGCCUGCCAGGAGUAGUGACCCGGCACAAGAACAUCGACAUCCUCAUCGUUCGGGAAAACACCGAAGGCGAGUACAGCAGCCUGGAGCAUGAGAGUGUGGCAGGAGUGGUGGAGAGCCUGAAGAUCAUCACCAAGGCCAAGUCCCUGCGCAUUGCUGAAUACGCCUUCAAGCUGGCCCAGGAGAGCGGGCGCAAGAAAGUGACGGCUGUGCACAAGGCCAACAUCAUGAAACUGGGUGAUGGGCUCUUCCUCCAGUGCUGCAGGGAAGUGGCGGCUCGCUACCCCCAGAUCACCUUUGAGAACAUGAUUGUGGACAACACCACCAUGCAGCUGGUGUCCCGGCCCCAGCAGUUUGAUGUCAUGGUGAUGCCCAAUCUCUAUGGCAACAUCGUCAACAACGUCUGCGCAGGGCUGGUCGGGGGCCCAGGCCUCGUGGCUGGGGCCAACUAUGGCCACGUGUAUGCGGUGUUUGAGACAGCUACAAGGAACACAGGCAAGAGUAUUGCCAAUAAGAACAUCGCCAACCCCACGGCUACAUUGCUGGCGAGCUGCAUGAUGCUCGACCACCUCAAGCUCCACUCCUAUGCUUCGUCCAUCCGCAAGGCCGUCUUGGCGUCUAUGGACAAUGAAAACAUGCACACCCCAGACAUCGGGGGCCAGGGUACUACGUCCGAAGCCAUCCAGGACAUCAUCCGCCACAUCCGCAUCAUUAAUGGCCGGGCUGUGGAGGCCUAGGCUGGCCCUGGGACCGUGGAAACCCACUCCUAGACCCCCCUUCUCACUCCAGCACCCCGGUCAGUGCGGUAGGCAGACCCCAGAAUAAACGAGCUUUUACCCUGGA